AUGAAAGUAGAAAGUGACCUGCAGCAGAUGUUCGUCGUGGUUCCUUUUCUACUGCCGUUGGGCGCCGUGGUCCUCGUUAUCGCCGUGAUUUUUAAUAUAAUCCGGGAGCGAUUGUCCUCCCUUUCUUCACUUCCGAACGCCGGAAUUGGAGCACCGUACUCACGGCUGUUAUGGGCUUUUCCGACAGAGUUCAGGGGACUGGUCACGUUGGAUCUGCCAAGGCUACAUGAGAAACUAGGACCCUUGGUUCGUAUCGGCCCCAACGAGGUAUCAUUCUACUCGCUAGACAUCUACGAUGCCGUGCACAAGGUGGGCAGCAAGUUCAAGAAAGACCCGCGAGUCUAUGGCGAGUUCGUGCAGGGCGGCAACCCAGCACUGUUCUCGAUCACUGACCCUGCGGAACACUCGAAGCGCAGGAGGCUGAUGGGCCAGCUGUUCAACCGCAGCCAGAUGCACAAGCUCGAGGGGCUCAUGCUGCAUCAUAUCAGCUCUUUCGUGCAGCUUCUCGCGAAAUCAAAACACGAGGUCGACCUGACGCCCGCGUGUCGUGCUCUCGAGGCGGACAUCAUCUCCGACUUCUCUUUCGGCCAUACGAUCGGGGCAAUCGCCGCCUAUUCCCAGGGUGAACAACUUACUAUGGUGGCUAAGAACGACGAGAAGGCUACGUGGAUGCCGUUGCUCGUCAGUUUCCCGGGCUUAUGUGAUCUGUGGGAGAGGCUCGAACGGCUCGUCUUCUCCGCGACCGGUAUCAGGACAGCAUAUAGCAGCACGAUGCACCAGUUUCACUCCUGGGCCGAGUCGAGCUGGCGCUCAACCCUGUCAAUCGGCUCGGUGCAGGAGAAGCCACCUAGCCCCUUCCCCAACCUCGUGGCCACGAUGGUAAACUCGGGACUUCCGCCACUGACGGCCCUGUCCGAGGCGACGGAGAAUCUGGGACCGGGAACCGAUACCACGUCGGCGUCCCUGGCUCAUAUCCUGUGGGCACUGGCACACAACUCGGCCUUCCAGGAAGAGCUCUUCAAGGAUCUCGCCCAUGUGUCGUUUUCCUCUGAUAUGACGACUCUGGAGAAUAUACCAAAGCUACGAGCCUGCGUCAAGGAAGGAAUCCGGUGGACCGGCGCGGCGGCAGCGAUGCUACCACGCAUUGUGCCUGAAGGUGGAGUUGAAUUCUAUGGGCAUUUCAUACCCGAGGGAACAGUCCUCAGCUCCUCGCCCAUCUGGUAUCUCCACGACCACACAGCCUUUCCAGGUCCCAAGGAAUUCGAUCCCUACCGGUGGCUGACCACCGACGGCCUGACGACAAGCGAGGACGCGCUGCGCGAUAGGUUCUAUAUCCCUUUCUCCAAGGGCGCGAAUGUUUGCAUGGGAGCACAUUUCGCCUACUUAGAGCUCUACCUCUCGCUCUCCCAAAUCAUCCGCAAUUUCCGCAUACAAGUCCACCCAUCACUGCAGCAGCAGCAGCAACAACACCCUUACUACUUCCCUCAGGGAACAUCACCACCGCCGGCAGCGUUCUGGAGAGUCGGCCUGCCGGCACGGCGGGAAUGGGUCGCUGCCGUGCCGACUGAGCGGUUGGCGGUGACGCUACAGCCACGAGCAUGA
Messenger RNA from Truncatella angustata, 1602 nucleotides. Its product is annotated as cytochrome P450. The record is from RefSeq and is a predicted model, not a curated record. The transcript is spliced from 9 exons. NCBI's taxonomy places the organism in Eukaryota, Fungi, Ascomycota, Sordariomycetes, Amphisphaeriales, Sporocadaceae. Bases 1 to 1602 code for a protein of 533 amino acids. Gene Ontology annotation, molecular function: heme binding; monooxygenase activity; iron ion binding.